Messenger RNA from Gordionus sp. m RMFG-2023, 3383 nucleotides. RefSeq lists its product as uncharacterized. The record is from RefSeq and is a predicted model, not a curated record. Gene Ontology annotation, biological process: synaptic vesicle recycling; regulation of G protein-coupled receptor signaling pathway; brain development. The transcript has 2 exons. Bases 359 to 3256 code for a protein of 965 amino acids. Gene Ontology annotation, molecular function: GTPase activator activity; small GTPase binding. Gene Ontology annotation, cellular component: synapse. NCBI's taxonomy places the organism in Eukaryota, Metazoa, Nematomorpha, Gordioida, Chordodea, Parachordodidae.
AUUUUAAAAGAUAAAUUUUCUUGGCAUUGACUUUUAAAUCAUAGACUUAAGUAUCAACAUUAAAUGCUGUCAAAUCUUACUUUAAAAAUUACAAGCCAUGUGGCACGUGACACACAAGUUAUGCUAUAUUUUCAAAAUUCUAAUUUUGUAAAUCUAUCUUAUUAUCAUCGACCCAUGAUUCAUUUUAUUUAUUAGAUAUCAUUAAUGAAAUAUGUUAUUGCUAAAAUAUCGGCAUUAUUAUUAAAAUAUAUUUAGAAUACAAGAUUGAAUGUCCUAAAUUGGGUUAAUUAAAAUCUUUAAUAAACGAAAUAUAAAUGCAUAUCAUAGCAUGUUAUGAAACCAUAGCAAUUUUAAUACAAUGGACAAAUGGGAACUACUAACAGAAAUUUUGCAAAAACAAUAUUUGUGCUCUGAUUGUGGUCAAGACAAAAACUUAGAUUAUUGGCUUGUUAUAAAUAAAGGAGUAUUAGUUUGUGACCAAUGUGCCUUGAUCCAUGCAUCCUUAGGUAGACAUGUGUCAGUUAUUAAAUGUCUUACAUACCCACCUCCAAUACAAUCAUUAUCUAAUAUUCAAAAUGUUUCAAACAAAAAUGGACAAGAUUGUCAACACUAUCACAUUUCAAAGGAUGUUAUUGAAGACAGAUUUUAUUGGAGCAUUCAGGAACUAAAACUACUUAAGUACUUUUUAGAGCAUACUGGGGCUAUUAAUAGUCUAUGGGAAGGAAAAAAACAAGAAAAUCAUUUCAAAACCUUGCCAAAUUUAUUAUCACAAAACCAAGAUGUGUUAUCUAUCCAUUCUGACUGUGAUAAUCCCUAUACUAACCCUAAUUUUUAUUACCCUGACAGUGAUCAUGAAACAAUCACAUUAGAUCAGGGAGAAAUUAUAUGUGAUAAUCAAGAUAGAAUCUUUGAAUAUCAUGACAAAGCUGUACAAAUAAAUAUUGGCAGCUGUGCUAGUUUAGCUAAUGGGUUCAUCACAAAUGAAAUAACAAAUACUACAGAUAGUUGUUAUAGUGCCGAUAAUAUCAACUCAGAUAAUGUGCAAGAAAUAGAUCUCAAUUCUCCUUUCAAAAUUUUCAAAGUUAACCCAUUAUUCAUGGCUCCUCACAAUAAAACAAAUGAAUUGACCCAUAAAAUUGGUGGAUAUACAAUAAGCAACACCAGCAAAAGGGCUUAUCAAAUACCUAAACCCACUCCAAGUGAUCCUAUUAUGCCUAUCAAAUCAGAUUACAUACGCUCAAAGUAUCAACUUAUGACCUAUUUUGAUGACCAGCUCAAACCUGAUACCCUUACCUUAAAUGGCAACCCUAAAGAAGUUUUCGAUUUUUUAAAUGCAAGCCUGCUUAAGACUGUCAGCACAGCAUGCUUAGAGGACACUAUAGCGCUUUUGGUUUUGGGAGCAGAUCCUAACACUAUAUAUGAAUUUAAUGAAGAAAAACGAAAUUUUACAUGCCCAUUAAUAGAAGCUAUAAAAGCAAAUCAACAACUUCAAUGUUAUAUACUCAUCUUUUAUGGUGCCCAUUCUGAUCCCAUAUUUGAUCACGAUUUUAAUAAUAAUGAAAUCAAUGGAAUUUUGGUUGAUAAAUUAAAGGCCGAAAUAAUAAAGGAAAUAAAUUUUCACUUAACUGAUACCCUUUACCAAUACCGUGCUUUACCAUCGUUUAGUAGCAUCCCUCAAAAUAUUUCACCCAGUCAUGAUACAAAUAAUUUCAAAGAUGUUAUGAAUCACGACGAGCACACCAAAGACGCCUUUUGUAUUAACGUUAAAUUAUUUUUAUCAGUUCUUAACGAUUCAAUUUUUUACAAGCUAAUGCAAGAUGUUUAUGAAGAGAUAAGAAGGAGGGAGACAGAUUACAUUUUCUCACUAAAUUACACUUGUAAUGAUGACACGGAAAUUAAUAUAACUCACAAUGCUACAUGUCUCCCAAUUAACCCCCAACUAUCAACCCAACGCAAUCAGGGCAGGCAAAAACUGGCCAGACUAACCGAAUGGAAGUUAAAAGUACUUACCCAAAAUAUUUUGGAAGAGCUAGUAAAACGACAGCCAGCUAUAUACAAUGAGAGGUACGAAUCCCUUAAGUAUUACAAAAAUUUAAUUAAAAGUGAUAAAAUCUAUGAGCCAUCAGAUAAAAAUAGCGAAAAUCGGGAUACUGAGUGUAAAAAGGACGGACUCAAAAUUUUGGAACACGUUAACGAUAAAAAACCUUCAUUAGCUAAUGACAAUUCACCUGACGAUAGUGUAGACCUGCCUUGUAAUCUCAAAUCUGAUUGGGAGAAUAUUCAUAACCUUAGCUCACAGAUGUAUGCACUUGAGAAAAUAGUAAAAGAUUCAAAUAGUAGUUCCCAUAACACAGAUCAAUUACUCUUACCUACUGUUAGAGAACUCAAAUCUUUAAAAAUGGCAUUUGAAGAUUAUCGUAAACAAACGGACGCCAACCUGAAAAAUUUGUACAAUAUUAUUGUACAUUUGAUAAACAAUCUUUCCGAUACUUCUAAAUACAACCUUGAAUUGGAUCGUGAUCAUAGCUUUUCUAAUGCAAGAGAUAAAGAAAUUUUAAUUUCGAAUCCUAUUUUAAAUAACGACAUGCUAAUGGCCAAUUGUCAAGGCCAUUCAAUUGAUGAAUCUAAUGUCCCUGUUACCAUGCACAAAAAAACUUUGGCGAAAUUUGUGUCAGAUAUGUCUAGACGCCUCAAAUCCAUUGUAUUAAUAAUUGAUAAAGAGUUACCUAUCGAAACGUCAUGCGAAUAUAACUACGAAACUAUCGAGAGUUUCCUAGAUCGGUUAAAUAAUGAUGCUAACGAAAUAAGUGCCACUCUUCAAACGGUUACGAUCGAACAUUACCAUUCCUUUUUAGAAGAAUUGAAUCUCCUAUCUAAGAAUCGAGAGGAUUUAGAUUCACUAAAUAAUAGCCCCUCUCAAAGCGUAAAACUAGGUCUCUCACUAGCUGAACGUUUUUCUAUUUUAUGGAAAAACUUGAUGAUUGCUACCAUAAAUUUGAAAACAAAUAUAAUUGAGUUUAGUAAUUAUAUGAAUAAAAGUAUCAACCAAAAUGAACAAUCUGAUUCAAAAAUUAUAUCUACUGGCCAAGGUGGACCUGCAGAAAAUCCUAAGUCUUUGACUCAAAAUAUUGGCAUGGACAGCGAUUCAGAGAAACAACCUAAAAGAGACGAAGUAUUAGACAGAAGUCAAAUUUUGGAAUCAAUAUAUGAACUUGCUCAAAUAUUUAAAGAAUUACAUUUCCAUUUUUUGUCAUAAUUUGAUUUUAGUUAAUAUCACAAUGUGCCAAAUACUUUUUAUAAUUUAUUUUUAUUUAUACAUUUUUUAUAAAUAUUUUUAGCUUUAUAUAAAAUAAUUAUAUUUUUUUUAUUAAAUAAGAAAUAUU